Molecule: messenger RNA, 1583 nt
Organism: Topomyia yanbarensis
Lineage: Eukaryota; Metazoa; Arthropoda; Insecta; Diptera; Culicidae
Product: zinc finger protein 629-like
Exons: 2
Coding region: 146-1561 (471 amino acids)
Biological process (GO): regulation of transcription by RNA polymerase II
Cellular component (GO): nucleus
Molecular function (GO): DNA-binding transcription factor activity, RNA polymerase II-specific; sequence-specific DNA binding
Source: RefSeq, a predicted model, not a curated record
CACAUUAAUCGGUAAUGUUUACGUGCUUUUGGCCGUACAAUUUUUAUUACGGUUUAUCAUUUUGUGCCGAGUUUUAAUUUCUUGAUUACUGCCUAAAUCCACGUCAAGUUCAUCUAGAAAAUAGUGCUAGAAAACUAUUCCGACAAUGGCUUUGCAGAUAGCGAGUUCUAUAAAACCACCGAAUGAUAAGCCAGAAGCAUACUGUCGGGUCUGCUUCUCUUCUACGAAUAUAAAGCCGCUAUUAGUGGCCAUAGAACCAUUUUCACAACACAUCAGCCAGCUUUUGUGGAAACAUCUUAGCAUCCAGUUAAAAGCAGAGGAUUUCCCUUGUGCUUUGUGUUUGAUCUGUCAAGAGAAGCUAGAGGAAUUACAAAUAUGUAACGAGGAUGGACUUUUAGACGAAUGGAAAGACGAUGAUCUGAUGGAAUUCAAAAGAAUUGGCCGAGCUGUCAAUAAAGCAAUUCGAAGUCAAAGACGUGCCACUAGAAAGCGAGCGGUUUCCAAACAGAAUAAAAAGUUGGCAAACCCACCAAGCGCUAACCGCGUGGUAUUGCCAUUUCAUCAACUUGAUGAUGGACGAUACAGAUGCAAUUUAUGCCCUAUUCAUGUGUUUGAUCAUAUAUCAGCAUGCAUCAAGCAUUACCACGAAAGCCAUCCAGAUUCAACACUGAGUGAGGUGUCAUCUGGAAACAACAAUUCCGCCAUUAAAGGAAAUGAACCGAAAAAGCAGCCUUACGUAUGUGCGAUCUGUUCGGUUAGCUUCGAUCGUAUCGAUGAUCUGAUAGUGCAUAGAGAGAUGCAUAAAGCGAAUAAACGCAGGGAAGAGCAGUUCGAUCAAACGUUGGUUUCCAAUGCUAGUUCUAGCAGUGCUGCUGACAUGGGAAACACAUCGACUAAUGGCACAACGAAUCAGGUUUUCAGAUGUCUAAUCUGCUCAAUUGGGUUCUACGAUAUUGAUGCUCUAAUUCAACACAGAAACACAACCCAUGAUACCGUCAAUAGGAAAAUCCCGAAAAGGACGGAAGAAAUUGUAGCGAGUGCAGCUCCCGAGAGCGACGUCAUAACCUUCAUCGAUGACUAUAAAUGCCCUCAUUGCGAUCAGCAGUUUGCACAAUCGAAAGCAUACUACUUUCAUAUGAAUGUGGUACACGAUCUGAAUAUGUGCGACACCUGUGGUGAAUCGUUUCCAUCGGCAUCCACCUUGGUUAAGCAUCAUACAACACAUCGGUCCUUGGACUACCCGUGUGAUGUUUGUCCAACUUAUAGAUUUUACACCAAACAGGCACUAGAGCAGCAUAAGGCUCGCAAGCACCCGGUGAAUCUUUUUGAAAAUGUAGAGUUGAAUGCUGUCGUUGAUGCAGGAACCGGCGAGAGCAAAAACGAUGGUCUAUAUUCUGAAUUGCUGAUGACAUGCAGUGGAUGCUUUUUGGCCUUUCGGACGGACGAAGAGCUGAAUAGUCAUUAUGCAGAUUGUCCAGCUCGGGGAUUUUUGCAGGGUACAUCCGAUUUUAUGGUAAAUGAUGAGGAUAAAAUUGUGGAAAUAAGUGACGACGAACAAUGAGGUAAGAACAUGAUAAUGCAAA